CUGCGGUUGAUGUAAUGAGACACAUAUACUUUUAACUUGUAAAAGCCUAUAGUGUAGAAGUAGGGAUUUUCCAAACCUUGUGGCAAAUUGCAAACUGAAGUAAUCUGCACUGCAUCAAUUUGGUAAUAACCUGACUCUGACUGAACUUAUUCACUUGAUGUCAGUGUGUGCAGUGAGACGUUUCUGGUUCAGUUUCAUGCUGUGGAGUCCCUUUCUUGUCUUUUGUUUAUUCUGAGAUUAGAGAGCUGUCGAUGCGUAGGUAAUGCCAGUUGGAAAAAAGCUUGGAGAGUAUGGCUGAGUGAUGAGAUACGCCUCUUGUAGAUAGGGGUUAUCUGGAAAGAAGAUUGUGUCCUUCAAGGUCAGAGGAGAGAAGCUUGAAGUUUAUAUACAGGGGCAAAUGAGAAAGCAAAUCUCUUGAAACAUAAGCAGUGGUACUUCCCUGGAGGGAGGAGAUGGGAAUUCUCCUGUUACUCUGAGAGUUGCCAGGUGCCAGAAGUGGUCCACAGUGGUGGUGUCUCUCAUGCAUAAAAGGUGACAGCAAAAGUGGAAGGCUGAUGAGACCCCACUGACACAGCAAGAGGACAGUUUUUCAGGGACAAUUAUUCUGAGUGACGGCCCUUGCACACGCUUCUGAGUGGUUAUCAUGGGCUUCAUUGCCUUUCUGAAGACCCAGUUCAUAGUUCACCUCCUCAUUGGGUUCGUCUUUGUUGUGAGUGGACUGAUCAUUAACUUCAUUCAACUAUGCACGCUAGUCCUCUGGCCCAUAAACAAGCAGUUUUAUCGACGAGUAAACUGUCGCCUUGCCUAUUCGCUUUGGAGCCAGUUGGUAAUGCUGCUGGAAUGGUGGUCAGGCACAGAGUGCACCUUGUUCUCCGACGAGGCUACUGUGAAUACCUUUGGGAAAGAGCACGUCAUCAUCAUCUUGAAUCACAACUUUGAAAUUGACUUCUUGUGUGGCUGGACUAUGACAGAACGCUUUGGAGUACUAGGGAGUUCCAAAGUUCUCGCUAAGAGAGAGCUACUGUAUGUGCCCCUAAUUGGCUGGACGUGGUACUUCCUUGAGAUUGUUUUCUGCAAAAGGAAAUGGGAAGAAGACAGAGAUACGGUUAUUGAAGGAUUAAAACGUUUGGCUGAUUAUCCUGAAUAUAUGUGGUUUCUCCUGUAUUGUGAAGGAACUCGUUUUACAGAGACCAAGCAUCGUAUCAGUAUGGAGGUAGCUGAAUCCAAGGGGUUGCCUAAGCUGAAAUACCACCUAUUGCCCAGAACCAAAGGCUUCACCACUGCUGUCCAGUGUCUCAGGGGAACAGUUGCAGCAGUGUAUGAUGUAACACUAAAUUUCAGAGGAAACAAGAACCCGUCCCUAUUAGGAAUUCUUUAUGGAAAGAAAUAUGAAGCAGAUAUGUGUGUAAGGAGAUUUCCUCUGGAAGAUAUCCCUCAAGAUGAAAAGGAAGCUGCAAACUGGCUUCAUAAGCUUUACCAAGAAAAGGAUGCUUUGCAAGAGAUGUAUAAUCAGGAAGGCGUAUUUCCUGGCCAGCAGUUUAAACCUCCUAGGAGACCAUGGACUCUCCUAAACUUUCUUUUCUGGGCCACAGUUCUCCUCUCGCCUCUCUUCACGUUUGGCUUUGGAGUUUUUGCAAGUGGAUCACCUCUUCUUAUCCUUGCAUUCCUGGGAUUUGUUGGAGCAGCUUCCUUUGGAGUUCGUAGACUGAUAGGAGUAACUGAAAUAGAAAAAGGCUCCAGCUACGGCAACCAAGAAUUCAAGAAAAAGGAAUAACUGACAGCUGCAGUUCAGCACAUAUAACCAGACUAUGGUACCUGAUUAACUUCAGUUAAAAAAACAAACACUUAGAAACUAUCUUUUUCUUAAUAACUGAUGACUAAUAUUAAUGAAUAAAACUUGAGCCAAGAAUGAAGAAUUUGGAGGCAUCAACUGAAAAGAACGCAUCAACUUUCUGCCUGUUUAAGGAUUACUGUAGUCAAACUAUGGGAGAAAAUCUGGGGUGGGGGGGAGGAGGAAAUUAAUUUUUCUUGCUUUGUUGGGGGUCCAUGGGUGGGGGGAGAAGAGAGGUCAUUGGGCAUGGCCAUGUGCAUCGUCAGAUGACUGAAUACACUGGUUUCUGUCAAGAGCACUACACUCACUUUUACAACAGGAGCCAUUGAAUGUUUCCUCUUGCUAAAGCCAACAUUGCGUUUGUUGAUUUUCAACUUUUUUAUUAAUGAUCCAGGAAAAAACAACCAUUCUUUAAUUAAUUAUAGAUGUUCACUGGAUUAGUCUCUUUGGAAAGGUUGUGUUUUCAUGGCUACAGAUUAAAUCCUAUUUGUAUGUUACACUGAUACGUUUUAUUUUCAGGCAACAUCUUAAAACUUCUAUAAUACAAGAGAACACAAUGGAGUUUGGAAGCAGGGCGUUACUGAUCAGCACGUGACGUAGAACAGAUCCACUAGUAUUAAAAGAGUAUAAAAUUAUCAUCAUAUCUCCUGCCAAUUGCUCAAGGCUGUUUAAUUUCUAAGUAUUACCUCAGUCUUGAGUGUUGUUAGCCCCGUUUCACAUUGUGUAUGUAUGUAAUUUUGAAUCUGUUUGCGUUUGUUUUGUUUCCUGAAUUAAUUUUGACCGUGGGAUUUGGAGUCGUGCAAAGAAGGAAAUUUAUUCAAUUGUCCUGAUGUUUUUUUUCCUUUUAUUUCUGUUCACGUCUGUCAUCACCAAAGUCCAGUUCAACCAAGAUCCCUCAGUAAACUGGGGGAUAACAGCAGAAACUAGCACAAUAGUUUUCAAAAUGUUGUAUAUUACAAACAUUCUGAAAGGAGAGGUCUGUAGCAAUCAGAUUCCAAACACCGGUAUCUCUUGAACUUCUGGUGGGAGUUUUGACAUUGAUUCCAGUGGGGGCCAGGAUCUUACCCUGUGUGCUGUAAUGGUAGGGUGUGCUGCACUUUCUACUUGGUCGUGUUAUAGAUAUUAAUGUGAAGAAUAUUGCAAGGUGAGUUGUGCUGUUAAGCAUUAGAAUGAGUGUGGGGUCUCUUCAGGGAUUUAAAUAUCUUUAGUUUUGCUUGUUGUCCUUUGGAUUUUUUCACUAAAAUAGAGAUCAGAAUCAUGGCUGUACCUCUUAUUUUUUCAUAAACGCACAUUCUAAGAUUUUUGCAGAUCGCUGCUGUAUGCACUGCUGCGGAAUUAUUCUCAAGUAGGUGGGAGCUACUUAUAUGUUUGUCUGAAGGCCAAAAUCUGCAUUUGGCUAUAUUCAGAAGUUGGUGAAAUGGGUUGCAGAUCCUACAGCUGAGGGCAGAAGCCAACCCUUGAGGUCUGCUAUUUUAGCUGCCACUUAGAAUAUUUAUCUCACUUUUGCAAACAGCAGAUCUUAUCAGAGCACCAAUUGUUAUUUUUCGUCUUUGCUCUAGCAAUCACAAUAAGAGUAAUCAUCUACCUUCUUUUCAUAUUUACUCUGUUAGAAUGUAACCUCUUCUCCCACAGGUUUUUCUGUCUAGAAGAGCAAUUUUGUAACUUGGAAAAAUAUUUUACUGUGGAUCAUUAGUCACUGUUCUGUCAUGCACUUGAUUUUUAUUAGUGGUCUUUCCAACAGAAUGAUUUGAAGGAUGACCCGUGUUGUCUGUCUCCUGAGACUCAUCCUCACUGAAUCAUUGUACCUGUAUCUCCAGCAUUAGUGUGUCAUCUUUCUACCCUACAAAAAGCCUUCCCUAAGACAGGGGAUACAAAACUGUCGUUCAUGGUGGUGGAAAUUGGAAUAAGAUUUGGGAAUUGAGGAGAACAGAUCGUAGCCAUGACUCUGUUUUCCUUACUGAGUGUUUUUGUACUCUGUCUUUAAAUAUGGUUAGAAUUCUAAAUGCUGAUAAAUAUAACUCUGAUUUUUUCCUUGUUUUUUUAACCAGAGGGCUAAAACCAGUGAGCUUUUCUUUAUUUUCUUUCCCCCUCCCUUUUUUUUUCCCCCCAUAAGUAAUUCAGUAAUGGAUAUAAUUCGUGUUUGUUAGAAAGAUGUUACAAAUGCUGUAUACUUGCUUCCUGAAGAUGGUAUUGAGUAUAUAUAAACUGUGCCAGCUUAGCAAAGCGAGGCUUGCAAAGCAGGCUGACCACUGGCUGUUUUAUACUUACACUUUGGGUGGUAUAUUAAUAGGGCAUGACAAGAAUUCAACAAAAUAAAUCCCUUCUUAUUGCUGAGAAGAGGGGGAGUGCUUACAGGAGAAGGGAAUUAAGAACCUUUCUCUUUAUGGGAUUCUUUUCUCCUCUUAGUGCAUGUAACUCCUUAUUAAGAAUCAUGGGAUUAGUGCAUGUACAUCAAGGGGAGAAUAAUCAAUGUUUCAUAUUUUCCUAUAACUUAUUGGUCAUGCUUUCUUUUCAAAAUAUAAUACAUGCAUCAUCAUUUACUUAAUUUGCUCUUCUAAACGGACAUAUCAGUAACCAUUUGGAAAACCGAAAUAUACAGUAAUGUACAAAACAGUGAAAAACAACACAGAUCUCUUCAUUUUGAAUUUUAUCUCCUCAAAUAGGAGUUUUUAUAUACGCACGAGUGCACACAUACACAGAGUAUGUAUAAAUUAAAAUAACUGGAAAUAGCUGAAGUUAAUGUCACUAAUGAAGAUUAGCAGGUGGCUUGGAUUGGAAAAGUGAGCGUAGAUUUUAUAUCUGACACUAUUUUCUUCUGGUUUAAUAGAUUAUAGCUUGUAUAUUUGACUACCAAGCCCUUUAAGAGCAAUAAUAAACAAAAAUAUAUCAUGUUU
Molecule: messenger RNA, 4725 nt
Organism: Anas platyrhynchos (mallard)
Lineage: Eukaryota; Metazoa; Chordata; Aves; Anseriformes; Anatidae
Gene: AGPAT3
Product: 1-acylglycerol-3-phosphate O-acyltransferase 3
Cellular component (GO): endomembrane system; endoplasmic reticulum
Molecular function (GO): 1-acylglycerol-3-phosphate O-acyltransferase activity
Source: RefSeq, a predicted model, not a curated record